Molecule: messenger RNA, 1555 nt
Organism: Kickxella alabastrina
Lineage: Eukaryota; Fungi; Kickxellomycota; Kickxellomycetes; Kickxellales; Kickxellaceae
Exons: 5
Coding region: 35-1483 (482 amino acids)
Source: RefSeq, a predicted model, not a curated record
CCGGGUUUGACGCAAUAGUGGACCCUCCACGAUCAUGAAUCGGCGCUGGCUCCAGCAUUAUGCCACUAUUAAUGCUCGCCAUUGUGGCUUGCCUUGUGCAAUUUGGCGCAUUUGUUUGCAUCGCUCUUCUAAUUCCCACUUGAAUCGUUUCAACAGCACCCUUUUAUCUUGUUUUUUCUCUCUAAUUUUCAGCGACGGAAUGGCCGACAGUGACCAGCCUUCGGGCCAUUCAGCCGACCCCAACAUGGUGCUGACGCUGGUAUACUUUGUAACGAUCGCAGCGGUGCUCAUCGGAACAGCCGUUUACUUUUUUAUUAUGGACAGAAUAUCCGACCCGGAGCGAGAGGUCCAACACCUCAUUGACAACCUGUCCAGCCAGUUCACCAACUUUUUUCGGCUGCCUUUGCGCUGGCAAUCGAUGAAGCCGUAUUAUACACACCACACUCUUUCGUGGCUGUUUAUCCUGACUCUGACCGCGUCGGCCGUCGCACUUAUUGUGUCGUUGGCGCUCAAUCUGCCUGAGGUCAUUCGCAUCAGCACGUUCACUUUUAUGUUUUCACCAUUUGAGUGGUCGGUGUUCAACGUCGUGCAAAUUGCAAUCUUAAUCAUCGAGUUUCUCCAGCUGCUUUCGUUUCCAAUCCGCGACCUCCUGGCAUCGAUCAAUUUGGGCAACCAGAAAGACACGGCCGACUUUAUUUUUUAUAUCAUCCAGCUAUGGUUCCUGGUUGGGGUCAUCGGGUGCGUCGGGUUGGCAAUCGGCGUCAUUCACGGGUACAACAUCUGGCGGCCACACAAACCAAUUGCCCUGUACUGGGUCAAGUACAUAUUGCCACUGGCCAAUCUUUUGUACUUGCCUAUGCUGGUGAUGCUGAUCGGCUCAGCCUCGUGUCUGUCAAAAAUUGGCACUGCUGACUACAAGGGCGCGUCGUCAGGCUUGUUGCGAUGCAGUGACCCGUCAGUUAACAAGCCCCUGUACCUAUUGGUCACCGUCGUUGCGUACACUGCGGCAUGCUUCUGUCAAUUGACUUCUUUGGUUUCCAACUCGUACAUGCACAUCCGCAGUAUUAUGUCGCUGAUAAUUGUACUGUCCAUGGUGUGCUUUAACAUUAGCACCCAGCCGUGCUUUGUCGACCAGAUUAACUACUGGCGGACGUAUGGCUUGUGCAGUAUACUUUGGGUUGGGCUCAUAGUUACUAUGCUUACCAACGAGGAUGAAACGCUAAACAAUAUUAGCACAGGCGGCAUAGCAAGCACAUUGGCUGUCGGCGUGGUUGUUUUGCUUGUUGUGUUUAUCAUUGUCAAGCGGAUCAAUUUGAAUUCAAGAAAGAACAGCGCUUUAAGCGCGGUGCAAGAUGUACUUGUAGAAGGCAGCGGCGAGAAUGGAAUGGCAUUUUUGCAAAAGAAGCAUUUGUUAGCAGACAGCUUGCCAGCGGCCAAUGUCCAUGAAGGUUGUGUUGUGAGCUCCGAAGACACCAAAAUAUAGACAAAAAACACUUUAAUAUUAUAUUGCUUGUAAAUACAUUUUAGAAUAUUUCUUUGACAAAAUACAAAGAAA